This is a messenger RNA of Aspergillus ibericus CBS 121593, 1398 nucleotides long. RefSeq names its product deoxycytidine monophosphate deaminase. The record is from RefSeq and is a predicted model, not a curated record. Lineage: Eukaryota; Fungi; Ascomycota; Eurotiomycetes; Eurotiales; Aspergillaceae. Bases 132 to 1184 code for a protein of 350 amino acids. Gene Ontology annotation, molecular function: zinc ion binding; hydrolase activity. The transcript has 7 exons.
UUCCCGUUGCCCUUAUUGAUUUUCAUAAGUUUUUCGUAACAUUGUUUCCUUCGAGCUUUGUUAAACUCCCUCCCCACCACGGGCCUGUUUAUCUUUCUUUCCUUUCCACUGUCUUUACUGUGCAGGUAAUCAUGUUGAUAGGCUUAUGUGGAGCCAUAUCUUCUGGGAAGCACGCCGUCGCAGAGUAUCUCAUUCAGAAAGAGGGAUUCCGGCUUCUAAAACUGAAAAACGGAGGCCCCCCUCGAAUAAGUGGCGAACCGGACGGCGCUCGUCAACUACAGGCGCUCGAGUCUGCAGAAAAUGAGAGUAGUUCGUCAUCGCAACUAGUAUUCGAGGAUUCUAAAUCUCUCUUAGACUUUGUAACCAAAAGAUGGCAAGAGCUUUGGGUCACGACAGAUAUUUGGGACAUUACAGUCUUGGAUCGUUUUCUCCAGCGCCCAUUCUUCCUUCUGGUGAGCGUUGACGCGCCGAUGAGCCUGAGAUGGAAGCGACUUACGGACAGAUGCCACAAGAGACUUCUCAAACCCCCUUCUUUGGAGGAAUUUGUGCUAUGGAACGAAAGGCAUCUUUACGAGAAAGGCGUCGGGCGCGCAUAUUUCACUGAUCGGGCACAAGUUCGGUUGUUUAACUCAUCCUCGUCUUUGGAAGAACUGCAUGCAGCUCUCAAGUCGCUCGGUCUUGCCAACGAACAGCGGCUACGUCCCAACUGGGAUCAAUAUUUCAUGGAGUUAGCAUCCCUGGCCGCCCAACGGAGUAAUUGCAUGAAGCGAAGGGUCGGGUGUGUGAUUGUUCGCGACCGCCGUGUCAUUAGUACAGGGUAUAAUGGAACGCCAAGGCACCUCGAGAAUUGCAAUGAAGGUGGCUGUCCAAGGUGCAACCGAGGUGAAGGUGGAGGUAUGGGGUUAUCAACUUGUCUCUGCCUUCAUGCUGAGGAGAAUGCGCUGUUAGAGGCUGGAAGAGAGCGCAUACGCGAAGGUGCAAUACUUUAUUGUGAUACCUGCCCUUGUUUGACAUGUACUGUCAAAAUAGCACAAGUGGGGAUAUCUGAAGUCGUAUAUUCACAAGGGUACAAUAUGGACAAGGAUAGCGCUGCCAUUCUGAAGGCUGCUGGUGUAAAACUCAGGCAAUUCUCUCCACCUCGAAAUGGGCUUAUUUACCUCGAAUGUUCUGAGAAUACCAAGUAGACUGCUGAUACCUGGAUACUUGUCUCAUUCGGAUUAUUGGAGCCGAGUCCGGACAGUCUCAGCGGUCAGGGAUGCUGAUUCGUCAUGGAAGCAGACAGUUCCAAAAAGAUGACUUUUGUAAGGAAUGUUUAGAUCGAUGGUUCAGCAACUCCUCCGGGGCUGCUAUCAUAUACUUGACUUAAUCAUAGUCACAUAUGGCCAACUACCUUUUGAC